Messenger RNA from Scomber japonicus (chub mackerel), 990 nucleotides. RefSeq names its product serine/threonine-protein kinase SBK1. Gene Ontology annotation, molecular function: ATP binding; protein serine/threonine kinase activity. Bases 1 to 990 code for a protein of 329 amino acids. The record is from RefSeq and is a predicted model, not a curated record. Gene Ontology annotation, biological process: peptidyl-threonine phosphorylation; peptidyl-serine phosphorylation. The transcript has 3 exons. Lineage: Eukaryota; Metazoa; Chordata; Actinopteri; Scombriformes; Scombridae.
AUGAUUGAGUUGGGCCUCGCUGACGGCAGCCUGAUCGACGAGCUGAUGGAGCUCACGGCUCAGAGUAUUGGUAACCUGGAGAUCCAGGAACACUUCAACAUCAUCAAGGAGAUCGGCCGAGGGAAAUACGGCAAAGUGCUGCUGGUCACGCAUCGCUUCAGGGGGACUCCCAUGGCCUUGAAAGUGAUGCCCAAAGCCUCGACUAAGCUGCAGGGCUUUCUGAGAGAGUACUGCAUCUCCUUACACCUAUCCUGCCACCCCUGCAUUGUGGGCCUCUUUGGCAUUGCCUUCCAAUCUAAUGAACACUACUGCUUUGCCCAGGAGCUUGUCAUUGGAAGGGACCUGUUUGCUGUCAUCCAGCCAAAGGUGGGUAUCCCGGAGACGUCCGUAAAACGUUGUGUCCUCCAGAUUGCCAGCGCUUUGGAGUUCAUCCACAGCCACGGCCUGGUCCACCGUGAUGUCAAGCCUGAGAACAUCCUCCUGCUGGAUAGUCAUUGCAGCCAAGUGAAGCUUGCAGACUUUGGCCUGGCCCAGAAGAGAGGCACUCUGAUACGCUUCAUCACAGGAACCCUGCCCUACAUGGCCCCGGAGCUUUGUGGCAUGGCCUUGACGGAAGACCAGAAAGAAGUCACAGCUCCUCCACUUAGCGUGGAGCCAAGCCUUGACACCUGGGCCUUCGGGGUCGUUAUCUUCUGCAUCCUUACGGGUUACUUCCCCUGGGAGCGUUGCAUGGACUCAGAUGACUUUUACCAAGAGUUUGCUGACUGGUGUACAAUGGAUGAGAGGCCUACCACUGAGGAAGAGAUGCCUCCUUUGUGGAAAAGGUUCACUCCAGACGCCAUGGAGUUGUUUAGUAAGCUCCUGGCUCCGGAUCCAAGAAAGAGGUGUACAGUUGGAGAGGUGAGAGCUUAUGUGGAGAAGGACUGGCUUAAGAAUGAGAACGGGCAAGAGCAGACAGCAGAAAAAGAAGUCAGUACCUCCGAGGAAUAA